AGGAUUCUAAAACAUUCUUGAGGCGACAGGGGCGCCUGGGAGGCGGGAACGCAACUCCGGAGCCGACCGGAGCUGAACCGGCCGUCUACCCGGCGGGAAAACCUUGAGGAGAUACUUUUUUUUUAAACAUUAAGAAAUUUGAGGAUGGUGGGGCAGACCAACUAAAUCCCAUUUGCCUGUGAUUCCUUAGCCGGAAAACUGUCAAAAUCUGUGGAUCAAUUCAUGAGAUAAGAAAGAGGAUGGCAUCUAGAAUAAAUACCAGUUUCACUUUGAUUCCCAACCAGAAAUAUAGACGUAGUAAUCGUCGAUCCAACAGCUAUUUUUCCGAUACCCUUGGCUCAGAAUCUCAGCCCUUAUCAACGCUUGGAAAUUUUAAAGCCUUGCCAUUGGAAAUAUUCCAAAUAAUCUUAAGAUAUUUGUCAGUGAAGGAUAUCAGCAUGCUAAGCAUGGUGUCCAAAACAGUCAGCCAGCACAUUAUUAAUUAUAUCUCAACCUCAUCAGGAAGCAAAAGACUUUUGCUACAGGAUUUUCAUAACCUUGAGCUGCCUAGCAAGAGACAAGACUCUGCCAUACUGGAACAUUACAGAUCUCUAGGUCUGCUAUUUAAAAGAUGUACAUUGCUGCUACCCACAAGGGAAAGACUAAAGUACAUUCACAGGAUACUGGCAGAAGUUUCCUGUUUUAAAUUCAAUGGCUGUGCAGCCCCUAUCCAAUGCUUAGGAUUACCAUGUUAUGGCAUGUUUUUGCAGACCUUAACAGCAGGUUGGGAUGAACUCGAGUGCCAUCGUGUGUAUAACUUCUUAUGUGAGCUGACUGAUCUCUCCCGUAAGAUGCAGACCGUUGUCUGCAGCAAACCAGGAAGUGCUCGAAAACUAGAGUUAAGGAUCAGACUAUUCUGUAGGAGCGUCCUGCUUGAUCACUGGAUACAUCAAAGUGAUUCUGCUUUUUGGUUGACGCGUAUAUUAAAACCAUGGCCAAUGGUGAAUCAGGCAAGAUUAUUGUAUAUCAUCUUUGGACCAAUAUCUCCUCAAGAUGGACAGGUGGUUUGGCAGAAAAUGAUAGAAGAACCUACAGAUGAAUCCAGUCUGAAAGGUUUGGCUGAUGCCAUUAAAUUACUAUAUGACACAGGCACGAAAGAAUGGACAGCAGAUGAUGUUAUCAGUCUUAUAGAUGAACUAUCAGUGGUUCCCCGUGAAUGGCUUCUAGAGAACAAUGCACGUCUCCUAAUCCUAAGUGGGAACAACAUCUGUUUCACUUUCAUGGCUAGUAAAGCUGUGAAUGGACGGGCCAUUGAAUUGGCAAAGCUGAUAGUCUUUUUGGCUUUGGUGUGUGAGAAAGAACUAUACUGCAUGGAUUGGGCGGUUAAAAUGAUGCAAAAAGUCUGUAAAGUCUUUAGCACUCCGGUGGAAAGAAAUAACUUCCUGCAGAGUGUGGCAAGUGCAUUUGCUUGUGUUAUAAUGGAAAUGCUGCAGUCAGUUAUGUCCGGAGACCGUGAUGAAGAUGACAGAAGCUUUUUGAAUCUGUUCCAUCUUGUGCAUGCUCAGGCUAACUUCCAUAAGGAGGUCUUGUAUUUGACCAUGAAUCCUCUUUCUACCUAACUACUCAGAAAGCCUUGCAUUUAGAGAAUACCUCACUGAACUAACAAUUAGAAGAGCGCUACUUUUCCACACUCAGAGAACAGCAUCCAUGGGACUUUUUAUCACCUAAGUAACCUAAGAACUCAAAAACCAUAGAACUUUAGAGGCAACUACUUACACCAUUAUUAAUAUAAAAAUUAAAGACAACCCCAAGAAUGUAUUGAGAUUUCUCUGGAAAACAAGCUGUGCCUCCAGAUUUUGAUAAACCUAACACCCAACUAAAUAGAGCAUUAGUAUCCAAGAAUCUGGGGCCAACCUGUAUGUGUGGAUGUUUGAAGCAAGGGAGAAUUCUGUUUUAUAGGUAGAGAUGACUCAAAUUCACUAAAUGGCUUGUAUCUGUUCACUUUGCUUAGACUGUGUAGACAUAACCUAAAAUGUUUUGUGAAGAUUUGUAAUAUGAUAUUUUGGAAUGUAUAGAUAUAAAUCACAUUUUUUACUACC
Molecule: messenger RNA, 2078 nt
Organism: Felis catus (domestic cat)
Lineage: Eukaryota; Metazoa; Chordata; Mammalia; Carnivora; Felidae
Gene: FBXO47
Product: F-box protein 47
Exons: 11
Coding region: 240-1598 (452 amino acids)
Molecular function (GO): protein binding
Source: RefSeq, a predicted model, not a curated record